Molecule: messenger RNA, 1446 nt
Organism: Leptosia nina
Lineage: Eukaryota; Metazoa; Arthropoda; Insecta; Lepidoptera; Pieridae
Source: the annotation of a GenBank genome assembly
AUGGCUUCGAGAUUUAGUGGUGCACUGCAGUUGACGGAUUUGGAUGAUUUCAUAACUCCAUCACAAGAAUGCAUCAAACCAGUGAAAAUUGAAAAAGUCAAAAGCAAAACUGGAGCAAAAAUUAAAAUUGGUGAGGAUGGAUACUUUGACUUGUCAGGUGGCAAAGAGCAAAAGUUGCAAAAGGUUGAAAUCACCCUGGCUGACUGCCUGGCCUGUAGUGGUUGCAUCACAUCAGCAGAGAGUGUGCUAGUUACCAAACAAAGCCAAGAAGAAUUACUAAGAGUGCUGUCAGAAAGAAAAUAUACCGAUUCAAAAGGUGUUAAAAGGGAUGUCAACUUGGUAGUGAUGUCAAUAUCGCCUCAACCAAUCUUAUCACUUGCAGCUAGGUAUAAACUCAAUGUACAAGAGGCCACUAAUAAGUUAACAGGAUAUUUUAAAAAGCUGGGAGUUGAUUUAGUUUUAGACAUGAGAAUCGCAGAAGACUUUGCAAUAUUGGAAGCACAACAGGAGUUUCUCGAGAGAUACCAUAACCAACAGAAUGAUCCUGCCGGCAAAUAUUUGCCAAUGCUGGCCAGCUCUUGUCCAGGUUGGGUGUGUUACGCGGAAAAGACACAUGGCAGUUUUAUUCUACCAUACAUUUCUAGCACCAAGUCUCCGCAGCAAAUACAGGGGUCCUUAGUGAAGCAAUUUCUAGCAGCAAAAAGAGAACUAUUACCAUCUUCUGUGUAUCACGUGACGCUUAUGCCAUGCUACGAUAAGAAGCUGGAGGCGUCCCGAGAAGACUUCUACAGUGAAAUUCUUAGUUGUCAGGAUGUUGACUGUGUUAUAACGGCAAUUGAAUUGGAACAAAUGCUGUCGAACGAAGAAAAGUCCCUCGCGGAUCUAGAAUGCGCCAAUCUGGACUGGCCUUGGGAAGCGAGUGACGAGAGUGGAGUAUGGGGACACGCCGGGUCUGGGUCUGGCGGUUACAGUGAUGGGGUCUUUAUGCAUGCAGCUGAACAGCUUUUUGGCGUUACCAAUCCAUCAAUGGAAUAUAAAAACUUAAGGAACCCAGACUUCCGAGUGGUGUCGUUAGAUAAAGAUGGAAAGGAAGUGCUUAAAUUUGCCAUUGCCAAUGGCUUCCGGAACAUUCAAAACCUGGUCCAAAAGCUCAAGCGUGGCAAGUCGCCUUACCAUUACGUAGAAGUUAUGGCUUGUCCUUCAGGAUGCCUGAACGGCGGUGCACAAGUCCGCCCCCCGCAAGGCGAAAGCACAAGAGACUUGGUAACGCACCUGAACUCUUUAUAUCGCAGUCUGCCUCAGAGCGAGGCAAGCGAGAACUCGCUGGUCAGCCGGCUGUACACUGAGUGGCUCUCGGGACGACAUUCGGACAAGGCUCGGGCGUUGUUACACACACAAUACCAUGCAUUGGAGAAGAGCGACGUUGCACUUAAUAUGAAAUGGUGA